Molecule: messenger RNA, 2208 nt
Organism: Ophidiomyces ophidiicola
Lineage: Eukaryota; Fungi; Ascomycota; Eurotiomycetes; Onygenales; Onygenaceae
Gene: bzz1
Product: Protein BZZ1
Exons: 6
Coding region: 1-2208 (735 amino acids)
Biological process (GO): regulation of actin filament polymerization
Molecular function (GO): protein binding
Source: RefSeq, a predicted model, not a curated record
AUGGCACAGGUCGAGGGUGCUGCUCCUCUUUUCGGCGCCGAAUUAAGGGAUGCCUUUAAACCCGUCAACGCUUGGGUAUCGAACGGCAUCGGCUGGCUAGACGAAAUUCAACAAUUCUACCGGGAGCGUAGUGCCAUAGAGAAGGAAUACGCCUCGAAAUUGACUGCCCUGUGUCGUAAAUAUCAGGAUCGCAAGUCGAAAAAGUCCAGCAGUCUCAGUGUUGGAGACACCCCCGCCCUGACACCCGGCUCCCUCGAAUCUGCUUCCCUGACAACAUGGACGACGCAAUUAUCAGCCAUCGAGGCAGAAGCUGCGGAGCGCCAUCAAUAUGGUGCUGAUCUCGAGUUCCGCAUUGCCGAGCCUCUGAAACUAGCAGCCGCACGAUACGACGAACUCCGCAAGAACCACGUUGAAUGGUCGGGAAAAUUGGAAAAAGAACGGGAUGCUUCGUACAGUGAUUUAAAGAAAUCCAAAGGAAAAUACGAUGGCGUUUGCCAAGAAGUGGAAAAUCGGCGAAAGAAGAUGGAGUCGGCGUUCGAUCAUGGCAAAGCAAAGUCGCAGAACGCUUACCAACAACAGAUCUUGGAAAUGAACAAUAUCAAGAACACGUAUUUGAUUGCGAUUAACGUCACGAACAAGUUAAAGGAGACCUACUAUUACGAAUAUGUUCCUGAAUUACUGAACGGUCUACAAGAUCUUAACGAGACUCGAGUGGCCAAGCUGAAUUCAAUCUGGACCCUCGCAGCCCAACUCGAACAAUCCCUAUUAUCUAAAAGCAGCGAUCAUGUCUCUCAUGUCAUAUCCGAGAUCCCUCGAAACGAGCCCCAUCUUGACUCAAUGAUGUUCAUCCGGCAUAACGUUGCCAGCUGGCAGGAGCCCAUGGACAUGCAGUUUGAACCCAGCCCUGUCUGGCACGAUGACGCAACGAUGGCCAUAGACGAGCCAGCGAAGGUCUUUCUUCGAAAUACGCUUACUAAAAGUAAGGUUCAGAUGAAAGAAAUGAAAAUCGAAGCGGAUAAGAAGCGGAGAGAAGUUGAGAAUGCAAAGAAGGUACGGCAAAGCGUACGAGAUGGUAAAGACAAACGCGACGAAGUCGAGGUCGUUCGGGCCAUUUUUUCGAUGCAGGAAGACUUACACCAGCUUGACCGUAAACGUCUUACGGCAGAAGUGGAAACGUCGACCAUUACUUCUGUCGUGGGCGAUUUAUCAUUCGGCGCCAAAAGUCAUAAUUUCCGAGCCCAGACUUUCAAAAUCCCCACAAAUUGUGAUCUUUGUGGCGACCGGAUCUGGGGCCUCUCGGCGAAAGGGUUUGAUUGCCGGGAUUGCGGAUACACAUGCCACAGCAAAUGUGAAAUGAAAGUCGCGCCAGAAUGUCCAGGAGAGCAAACGAAGGAAGAGAAGAAGAAGUUGAAAACCGAACGGCAGGAGGCGGCCAGUGCGGCCCGCUCAUAUGAUGCCUCAACAUCUCCCAGCGUGGCCGAGUUGCCGGCUCUAAAACGGCGAGAUACUAUGAACUCCCUUAGCUCCGGGUACGCAGCCAGUGCGGCGAGAUCGACAUCCGCGCUGUCUAGCCAAACCACCGACCCAGGGCCAGCCGAACUGCCUGCGACAACGGCCGCAACCUCACCACCACCUGCAAACAAGCCAGCAACGCUACGAAAACAUCGGGUUGUGGCACCUCCGCCCGAACGGUAUGUGAGCUCGCCGCCCCCAGUAUCUAAUGGUGGGUCUGGCGCAAAGGCGGAUGAGCCCAAAGGGAAGCUAUUAUAUCCCUACCAAGCCAACGGCGAGGACGAGAUAUCCGUGGAGGAAGGCCAAAGCAUUGUGAUUGUUGAGCCGGACGACGGCUCAGGCUGGAUGCGCAUACGAGCAGGCCGUUCGACGGGCCUCGUCCCCGCGUCGUACGUGGAGCAGAACGCGUCUGGCGACCGAGAGGGCCGGCCCGAGUCGACGUACUCGGCCUCGAGCCUAUCGAUGGGCAACAGCAAACGGCGCGGGCCGGCAGUGGCCCCGAAACGCGGCGCGAAGAAGCUGCAGUACGUGGUGGCGCUGUACGACUACGAGGCGCGCACGGAGGCGGAAUGGAGCAUGGCGGAGGGCGACCGGUUUGUGCUGGUGAACCGCGACGGCGGCAAUGGCUGGGCGGACGUCGAGAAGGGCGGCGUCACGAAGUGCGUGCCGGCGAACUACAUCGACGACGCCGCCUGA